AUGCCGACGCCUAAUCAGGCAGUCCAACAGGAAGAACUGGAGAUUCUCCGCUCCAUCUUCACUGAAGAAUGGCAUGAUAUACCUCCAAAGAAAACAGCAUGGGGGACGGAGGUAGAAGCUGGUUGGUGGGAGGUUAGUAUACAGGGUGAAGAUGAGAGAGUGGGGUUAGGGUUCAGGUUCAGGUUUCCAAAGUUGUAUCCCAAUCAACCACCACUUCUAACAUUGGUUGAACCUAGAAACCUCUCACCCACACACGUCAGGACGUUGUUGAGAUUGUUACAAGAUAAAGCGAAGAGCUCCCUAGGCGGUCCUAUGAUUUUUGAUCUCGUCGACAUGGCGAAAGAUUGGAUAUCCCGUAAUCAUUUACCUCUAUCGAAGAAAGGGGAGAAAGUACCUACUUUGAUGGAAGAGAUGGCGAAGAGAGAAGAGGAGAAAAGAGCCGCCGCAGAAGCUCAAUAUCAAGAUGACAAAGCUAAAGAAGCUGCCAUAUUUGCUGAAAAAACUCGUAUAUUACAUGAAAAAAUCCAAUUAGAUGCCAAUAGGAAAGAAGAACUCCUACGACAAGUCGAAUCUGAUCAAGCACAUCAACGUCAUCUCGAAACAGUUUCCACUCUACAAGAUGGGGAAUUAGAAAACCGUACUCUAACUCUAUCCGAACCAAUCAUGAUACCGGGAUAUGAAGGAAUAUGGAAUACUUUAAUGUUAUUCAAUGGGAAACAAGAAAAAUUAUGGGUUACGUAUAUUGGGGAAUUCGUCAAUGUGGAAAAUACACAAAAUACAGAUUUCGUUAGGAUUUCAAAACCUUGUGUAUAUGUUGAAAUCAUUGAUUUUUCUUCUACGUUUUAUUCCACUACUCAAGGGAGGAGGAAAGUUGAUGGUGUCGUAAGUGAGAUAGAAAGGUUGAAAGAGGUUAAAUUGGAAGGAUGUAGGAAAGUUUGGGGUGUAAAGAGAGAGAAGAGUCCGAAAGGUUGGGAAAGGGUUAUUGUCUUGUUGGAAUAUGAGAAAGAUGAAGGAAGGCUGAAAACUUUGUUGGGACAAGAUGGUUUAGGUGAGAAUAUAGCUAUGAACUACAUGCGUCAAAUACUUCGAACCCUAGCGGACCUACACGAAAAAGGAAUGUGUCAAAGAUUACUAGACGUCGAUUCCAUCAUCCUCUCACCUACGUCAGAAGGCAACGAAGCAAAGCUCGGCGGUACUUUGUACGCUAGACGUUUGAUCGAUCUGCAUCGUUCGAACCCUUUUCUGAAGAAUUAUUCUGAUCCUCUGCCUGAUGCUUGGAAAUCACCAGACGAAGCGGAAAAUGUUUACGCAUACACCAACAAGAGAGAUAUGUGGUAUGCCGGUGUAUUGAUGGUUCAGAUGAUUUUUGGUCCACAGGUCAUUUGGAGAUAUCCUACUCCUUCUGCUCUGUUACAACAGGGGAUCAUCUCCGAAACAAUCACCGCCGUCCUCUCAGGACUUCUACAACCUCUCCCAAAAAAACGUCUCUCCGCCAACGAAGCGUUACAAAUGCUCAAACAUGAUUUGGAUCUAUCAAGAACGUUGACAAAGGUUCCAUUAGGUAGCUCAACCUCGUCGAGUUUUGCUCACAGCCCAAUGGCAGGAAAUAUGGUUUCGUUCAUUCAGAGUAAACCUCAGGUAGGGGCUCAGAAUUGGGGUAGGUAUAGGAAAGAGUUUGAAGAGGUUGAAUUUUUGGGUAAAGGUGGAUUUGGUGAAGUUGUAAAAGCUCGACAUUUGCAAGAUGGUCGAGCAUACGCUAUCAAGAAAGUCCGACUCCGACCUGAAGAUAACGAGCUUCGAGUAUUGAGAGAAGUCAACACUUUGUCCGGACUGAAUCACAUCAACAUUGUCCGUUAUUUCUCAUGUUGGCUAGAAGAUGUAGCUCCUCCAGUUCACACACCACCCGAUUCAACGUCCAACACUCCAGGUGUUCUAAGUCCUACAAAUAAAGACGACUCUGACCCUUUCGCUCCUCCCAGAAUGGAUGAUCCGUCAUUAUGGCGAAGAGAUGCGUCGAAAAGUACUUCGUUUCCUAGAAUUCGAUUUGCGGAAACGGAAGAAGAUGAGGAUAUAGAUGAAGAUGAAGAGGAGGAUAGUGAAGGGAGUAGCGAUACUAGUGAUGCGGAAACUAUCUCUCGUAAGACCGCCAAGGGUUUAAAGGUCUCGGAAGAAAUGACGAGUACAACGAUUGAUGAGAUGGUCAUAAAGAGGAUUUUAUACAUUCAGAUGGAGUUUGUGGAGAAUCAAACUCUCAAAGAAGCCAUAGCUGCAGGUCUUAACGAUUCCGACUCUUGGAGGAUAUUCAAUCAAAUCCUCCAAGCACUCGCUUACCUCUCACACGAAAAGAGUGUGGUGCAUCGUGAUUUGAAACCUGCCAAUAUACUCCUGGACGCACAUGGGAAUGCCAAAGUAUCAGAUUUCGGAUUGGCCACUACCGGUUUGGUAGGAGUUGAAACCACACCUGGUGAAACGACGGAAGAAAUUUCUGAUAAGACUUCGGGGAUUGGAACUAGUUUGUAUAUCGCCCCGGAGGUCGCGGGGUCGAGAUCUUAUGAUACCAAGGUAGACAUGUACUCUCUCGGGAUCAUAUUCUUCGAAAUGUGUUAUCCCUUCAAAACGGGCAUGGAAAGAAUUCAAAUUCUUUCAGCACUUCGUCAACCUCUUAUAACCUUCCCAGAUGGUUGGAAACCUGAUUGGAAAUCUGAACAGAAGGAAAUUAUCACUUGGUUGUUAAGACAUGAUCCUAGUAUGAGACCGAGUGCAAGACAAUUAUUGUUAAGUCCUUUGGUACCUAGUCAGGAUAAGGAUGAGAUGUUUUAUGAUAGGGCUAUUAAUGAAUUGACCAAUCCCACAUCUCAACAUCAUCAAACACUCCUCGACGCUCUAUUCGACCCUGACGCUCAUGCAUAUACCACAUCAUACGAUGAUCGACCGGACGAUUACACAUUCGACAGAGAACAAGAUGAUUCUCUUCAAGUAUGGUUAUCAGUAGUCAUUCAACGUCUUGAAGAUUUGUUUAAACGUCACGGAGCGGUGGAAACUGAUCUUCCAUUGCUCAUGCCUGAAACAUCUUUGUUGAAAGCUUUUCCCAAUUUAAAACCUGUCAGAUUGUUAGAUGUUAAAGGGAAAGUGGUUUUAUUACCAUUUAGCGAUUUAUUAGCAAUGGCUAGAUCAGCUACGAGAAGACAGAUAGAAAGGAUAAAAAGAUAUCAUAUAGGUAAGAAAUAUCAAAAUUAUCCUACUCUAGAAGGACAACCUAUCGUUUCUGGUGAUGUCAGUUUCGAUAUCAUAUCACCUUUAAGAAGUCCAGCGGCGGAUGCGGAAAUGUUAGAAGUUGUCGAUAAGUUGAUCUCGGAAUUUAGAGGUGUUAAAGGGACGAGUUUGAUGGAAUAUGAAUUUCACAUUUCUCAUGAAAUUGUCUUAUCAACUAUCUUGGGUUUGAUACCACUCAAACAACGAGCGGGUGUUCAAAGAGUUUUCAAAGAGGUUUCUCCUUUCGUCACUCCUGGACAAUUGAGGAGUGCUUUGUCAGGUUUAGGUCUGACGAAGAAUAUUCUGGACGAAUUGGAUCAAUGUUGUGUUACCGCCGAGUCUGAAACAGUUCGAUCAAAACUUGAAUCUCACUUUUCGACCUCUUCUUCAGUUUCGAAACUUUCCAAAGCACUGGAAGAAACUUCUCAUGUAAUCACAUUAGCUAGGAGUUUUGGGAUAGCAAGGAAAAUCGUUUUCAGACCUACUUUGAGUAAACAUGCCGAGUUUUUCAGAGGAGGGUUCAUGUUUGAAUGUGUCCGUCGAGGACGACAAGGUGAUGUGGUGGCAUUCGGAGGACGGUAUGAUUGUUUAUUGGAACAUUUCUCUCAGAGUCAUACUAGACAAGUAUUCGGAGUGGGCAUGUCGAUCGAUGUGGACCAACUCGCCAUCAUGGUCCGACGAUACGAAAGUACUCUCUCUACGAAACUCAUGACGAAGGAUAAUGAAGAUGAACGGUCGUUUGGGUUUUGGUCGCCGUCUCGUUGUGAUGUUUACGUAGCUGCCACUGCUCAAGUUGAUCUCACACAACGUCUGUCAGUCGUGGGGGAGUUGUGGAGAGCUGGUAUACGUGCAGAUCUGCAGUACGACGAUGAGAGAUCUGUCGAGGAGGUUUUGACGGAAUGUGUGGAUCAGAAUACUUUAUUCCUCGUGUUGCCUCGUGCUAAUCGACCCAUGGUCAAGGUCCGGAAUGUCCUGAAGAGGUCUGAAGAGGAAAUCCCUCGAAACGAACUAUGUACUCAUCUCCGAAUGGCCAUUGCGGAACAACGUAGGAUAGACGCGACUUACGCUUCUGCCGAAGGUUCCAUACCUUCCGCUCAAGCUGCCGCCUUGUCCGUGUUGGUAGAUACCAAAGAGGUUGUGAUCAAAUUGGUUUUACCGCCCGAACCUCAGAGUAGUAAAGGGAAAAGUAAGCCGGUGAGGAAACAUCGACAUGUGACCAAGGGUGUAUACUAUGACAAAGCUUCCGAAUUCUCAAUCACGACUCAAUCAAACCUCCCAAUCUUAGCGGUGGACUUGACACCUUCUUUCUUAUCUCAACUGAUAGUGGAUCCAUCAUGGAUCACAGAAGAUGAGAUAUGGAGAAGUUUUUUGAUCAAUAUGAACAAUACGGAUAAAGAAUAUGCUGGAAGUGUUAGGAAAGCUGUUAAUGAGAUGAUUAUGCAUAAUGGGGGGAAAAGUUUGUUAUGGUUGUUUAGUGUGAGAGAGGGGAGAGGUUUUUUGUUACAACCUAAGUGAUAUGAUUGGGUAUGUGUGGGGGAGUUCCUACCCUUUUAGAAGUUAAAUGGAAGGUAGGGAUGGUAGGGAUGGUAGAGAAGGUAGAGAAGGUAGAGAAAGUAGAGAAGGUAGGAAGAGUGAUUCGUUUUACUAUGCAUUUCAACAUUGGUCAAUUGUU
This is a messenger RNA of Tremella mesenterica DSM 1558, 4924 nucleotides long. RefSeq lists its product as uncharacterized. The record is from RefSeq and is a predicted model, not a curated record. Gene Ontology annotation, biological process: DNA damage checkpoint signaling; regulation of translational initiation by eIF2 alpha phosphorylation. Gene Ontology annotation, molecular function: eukaryotic translation initiation factor 2alpha kinase activity; protein binding; ATP binding. Gene Ontology annotation, cellular component: cytosol. Lineage: Eukaryota; Fungi; Basidiomycota; Tremellomycetes; Tremellales; Tremellaceae. The transcript is spliced from 23 exons. The coding region runs from base 1 to 4767 and encodes 1588 amino acids.